Magallana angulata is the source of this 2960-nucleotide messenger RNA. RefSeq names its product kin of IRRE-like protein 2. Gene Ontology annotation, cellular component: neuron projection membrane. Lineage: Eukaryota; Metazoa; Mollusca; Bivalvia; Ostreida; Ostreidae. The coding region runs from base 939 to 1886 and encodes 315 amino acids. The transcript has 8 exons. Gene Ontology annotation, biological process: synapse organization. The record is from RefSeq and is a predicted model, not a curated record.
CAAAUAGGGGGGAGGGUACAAGUUUGUAAGCCAAGCGAAAAAUUCUCACAGUGAACUGGAUGCAAGUUUGAAAUAAGUAAAUGUUGCGCGAGGAGUUAUGGUAAGAGAGAUCUAAACAUUGUAAGUUAAUACCGUAAGCAAAGAUACAUUUACGUGAAACAUGGCUUUUUAUUCACUGAAUAAUACAUCAAUCACUUGAAAACGGAAGAUCGUUUGCUCUGAGUAGCUAGUAUCGGCGUGUCGAUGGAUGGGAGUCGGUAGCGAACUGCCAGAUAAAGAGGCGGAUAAAGGUUAAAUGGCGAUUUACAACAAUCACUGUUAUCUUCGGCAUACCCUUGCCAUGCAGAGGACAAUUAUAAUUACUAUACAACUACUAUCGACGCGAAAAUAAUAAAUGAAACGUAAGAUGUUUAAUCAGCAUCGAAUAUCAAUUAUUGCCGUGCAAAUUGAUUAACAGGCUCUAGCCCUUCUUAAAAGCGUGACCACUUCGCAUCAGUUCGCCUCUAUAGUUCUACAGCGAAUAUCAGAUAAAAGCGCCAGUCCCUCACCCGAUACUUUUAGUAGUAAGAAUUGAUCCGUUCAUCGCCGAAUGUGUCGGAGAGGAAACGCAGAGAGCAGACUCCUUCACAGAGGCAGAGGAGGCCCGCACGUGUAGAAUUUUGUCAUCUUAAUUUGAGGUUGAUUACUGUUGAGCGUUUCUAUCCCCUGUGUGACAUGCGGAAUUUUCAGCACAUGAAGUUAAUUAAGGAGAAAAAAAACAUACACAAGAUCUAGAUCCAUCGCAUAGUUUUUUAUUGGGGAUUAUUGUUUUACAUGAAAAGAGGGCUUCGUUAAGUGUUGGACGCUUUUCGGUGGUGCAGCUUAGUUAAGGAAUUAUAAUUGAGACUAAGGGACAAUGAAAGAUUUAAACCACCUCAUACAGAAACAUAUCCCAAGAAAUGUUACGUGAAAGGAUGGAAUUAACCCAGCGAUGGAGCUUCGUCAUUCUCUCUUUUAGUUGUCUGAUUUUGAUGACGCCUAUUUCAGGUUACAUCAAUGCUCCAUCAUUCCACGAGACAGAACCUAACGUCACAGUCCAUUCUGGAGAACUAGCGAUACUAAGGUGUACUAUUGAAAACCUGGGACCAAAAACAGUAUCAUGGCGUAAACUUGGUCCCAACUAUCUGUUGACGAUUGGUGAUAUGGUGUACAUGUCCAGUCAUAAGAUUGACAUCCAGCAUAAGAGGGACUGGAAGGGCCUGAACCACUGGAACCUGAUCAUUAAGCGGGUGGCGCCGGAUGACGCCGGGUUGUACGAGUGUCAGGUGUCGUCUGCUCAGCAACUGGUCUACUACGUGCAGCUAAACGUUCUCGAUUCGCCCCCUGAGCCCUCCGCAGGUACGAUACAUUACAUUUCUGGCGCGUUUUUGGUAAUGACCGCCAACACAGGUUUGACACUUGAAGGUAGAAACAUAGUGAACUUCAAUGAACCAAUUAACCUGACCUGUCUUGUAAGGGGAGAGAACCGCGCACCGGAGGAUGUUGAUUGGUUUUUUAAUGGCAUCAAAAUAGUCUCUGGCAGCAGUCGUUGGCGCAAUAGAGUCUAUAUCACAAGAGAACGAGAGACCUAUAAAAAGGAGUUCAAAAGCCAACUUCUGAUUGACAACAGUAACUUCAGCGACACAGGUGUGUUCGUGUGUCGGGCGAGCGCCGACCUCGUGAAAAGCAUCGCUGUCAGUGUUCUUGAGGCCCCAUCUCUCAAGCCAAAGAAGAACAGAGAUGUAACGGGAAAUAAAAUACACGGGAAGUUCAUAUCAGAUGAGAAAAAUUCCAGCAAAAUGCUGCACGGAUUUAGUCUUCAAUUGACUUUUAUAAUUCAAUUAAUAAUACAAACUUGGAGUAGAUGACAGAAAUAGCUCUGUUGUCGGUAAAAGUGCCUUCGUCUAACAAAGGGACAUAAGCAUUCGUCCACUUCCUUCACUCCCCUGUACCGCCUACGGGUUUCGGCUGAAGGAUUUGCUGUGUCACCGUGGUUGAGACUCCAUGAACUUACCCAGUCACUGGUUCCUGAAUUUAUGAAAAAUUCAUGCGCUUCUUUAAUCAGGAUCAAAUCUUUUGUUGCCACCACAGGCGCGUCCUGUAGAAUGACAAAAUGGCUGACUGGAAAUAAAUCUUACAUAGAGUGCUUUGAGACGCUUUUGCUGAGCGCGCGUCCAUUGUUUCAACAGAGGGAAUUUUAAAUCAUGAAUUUGAAUGAACUGCAUAUAUAUCAUUUUCUUUAAAUGUAGGGCCUCAUCAAAGUUUGGUCUAUAUUUUUUCGCGCAUCAUUCCAUUCAAAUCAGGCAUUUUGUAAAUAAUUCACAAAAUGAAUAACAAUAUCUGGUACAAAGCAAUAUCAUAACCUCUGGUGUAUUGUUGAGAGAUUGAACAGUGCCGAAGCAGUUCCCGUGAACUAUUAGCUAAACAUCGAACAGUUCUGCACAAAUAGAAACAUCAAGUAUUUAUAAGCAGUAUAAAGUUAAAAGAUGAAUUAUGUGACUCUUUUGUCAUAAUGAUAAUUUUAGCAAUAGACGAAAACAAAAGUGUUUGUAGGAAAUGGUUAUCGAAUCCAUGUAUGUGUUGUUUACGAUUUGGAUUUAAUGAAUGUGCAGCAAUGAUGUCUCUUUGAAUAUCACGUUUACUACUGUAUUGAAGCUUUCUGGAAAGAUCAAGUUGAAAGUAGUUUCUUCCCACAAAUGUGUAUUUAAAAAGUAAAAUUUGGUGUUAUGACUAAUUUUAACAUCAGAUUUUAUUUUUAGGUAAACUUGUGUGGAAAGACAGUCGAUACAUAUACUGAUUUCGAUAUAUAGUACAAAUUAGUCAUUUCCAUGAGAUUAUGACAAGUCUAUAGUGAAUUGUACAUUUAAACAUCUAGAUUUUAUUCAUUAAAAAAAACAUGUUUUUUUCUGACUUACUAUUGAUAAUUAAAGUUUCACUUUUUA